This is a messenger RNA of Ricinus communis (castor bean), 1654 nucleotides long. RefSeq lists its product as uncharacterized. Bases 426 to 1412 code for a protein of 328 amino acids. The transcript is spliced from 3 exons. The record is from RefSeq and is a predicted model, not a curated record. Lineage: Eukaryota; Viridiplantae; Streptophyta; Magnoliopsida; Malpighiales; Euphorbiaceae.
CGCAAUCUAAUUGUCUACUUUUUUCCAAGAUUGCACGAAGAAAACUACAAAAAUGGGAGCUGAAUUAGCUGACAACGGACACAAGUCAGAAAAGUCAGCACGGAAGGAGCGUGCCAUAACUUAAGCAAAACCCUUGUCCUCUCAACGGAUUUAUUGUCAUUCUUUAAAAUGCGAGCGAAACUUUCCCUUUCCCUCUUCCCUUCCUCUUAAAGCUUUUCCCUCUGUUUAUAUAUUCAUUUCUCUUGCACCCCACAAACAACUCGACCUUUUUUCUGUUAUCUAAAAUUAAUCUGUUAUCCUCUCUUUAUCAACUUUCUGCUGUUUACUUGUCCUUUUUAAUAUGCUUUCUUGCUCUCCACUCAUCGUUUCUUGCUUCUUUAACUAACUUUCCGCUACUAUUUCUUCAUAUCUUCCUUCUUCCACAAAUGGGUAAUUGUCUUAACCACUCCAAUAAAUCAACCGCCGAGAUUGCUCCUUAUGGUUUCAUCAAAUCCACCACCACCACCUCUGCCUCCACCGCCGCCGCCGUAAGAUUAUAUGGCUCCCCUACUUCCUCUAUCACUACCUACAUUCGCUUCGCUCUUCUCUAUAAAACCCUCUCCCUCCAGUUUAUCCCAACGGAAUCGCAUCCUGUUCUUGAAAUCGGGUCGGACUCUAUCUCCGGAUCUGCCGAGAUGAUCCUCCGAUUUCUGGACGCGAAGUACCCGCACCCGAAUUUGGUGUUGACGGAAAACAGUGGAUUCAGUGAAACGACGCCGUUGAUAGUGAAGGCUGUGGUGUUGCAUCACAGGAGUAUGAGGUGGCAUUUGAAUAGGAUGGUGAGAUGGGGAGAGGAUCUUGCCACACGUGGAGGAAGGAAGACGGUGGAUCCCAAAAUGGGGAGCCCGAGGAUGGAGAUUAGGAAGUUUGGCAAGAGUUACUCGCAGUUGCUCGAGUUUAUGCUUGAACACGCGCAGAUGGAAGAGCGCGUGGUGUUUCAUCUUCUUGAAUUGGCUGAUAGAGGGCUAUGUAAAGCUGCAAUUGAGGAACAUGCAAGGGACCUACCCAUCAUGAAUGGAAUCAAAGAAGACAUCAAAUCCAUUGGAGUUCUCGACACUGGGAACCCUGACUUUAGAGAUGCUCUUUGUAACCUUUCAUCCCGGCUCAAAUCAUUACUGGAACACUGUGAAGAGCACUUUGAGGAAGAGGAGAGAGAUGUAUUUCCAUUGAUGGAGGCUGUGGAGCUAAGCAAAGAACAGCAACUAAGGGUAUUAGAGCAGUGUUUUGAUCUUAUGCAGGGGACUCAUUCACAUUUGUUCAACUUUCUAAUCGAAGGCUUUCUCCCUUGGGAAGCCAUGCAGUAUUUAGAUUUGAUUUUAGGGUGCAAAGGUGAAGAAAGAGCAGGUUCCAUACUUCACAGGAUUAUUGAGUAAGGUUCCAGUUAUUAAUAUUGGUACACGAGAAUGGAAUAUACACAAGCAGGUUCCAUGUUUCAAAUGCCUGCUUUGCAUGUCUGCCAAGAUAUUAUAAUCCAUGCUUAGCUUGAGCUUGCAGCAUUUGGUAUUUCUCAUUGUUAAUCUGUAUAUUCAAGAUUUCACUUCUAUACAAAAGUCAUAUAUGCAGUUUCAAAUGUAAGAUGUUUUCAAAAAGUAGUAGGAUGUUAAGUUUGCCAGUC